AACGCGUGCAUCAAGAACGUCCUUACUUCAUCACUAGCGCCGCGGAAUUACGUCUUACGCCACGUCCUGCGGCCUGAAUGAAGAGUAGGAUCCGCGGCCUGUAGUGAUUACUGGUACCGGUAUCAGAGCCUCACGAAGCGGCCACAAAUAAAAAAAAAUGAGUAAGAGGAAGGCACCCCAGGAGAGCCUGAAUGAGGGAAUAACGGACUUCCUCACAGAACUGGCUAAUUAUGAACGGAAUGUCAAUAGAGCCAUCCAUAAGUACAAUGCCUACAGGAAAGCUGCCUCUGUGAUUUCAAAGUACCCCACAAAAAUCAAGAAUGGAACAGAGGCAAAAAAAUUGGAUGGUGUUGGAGCCAAAAUAGCAGAGAAGAUAGAUGAGUUUUUGUCUACAGGAAAAUUGCGCAAAAUUGAAAAGAUUCGACAAGAUGACACAAGCUCUUCUAUCAAUUUCCUCACAAGGGUUACUGGAAUCGGGCCGGCAGCUGCUCGCAAAUUAGUAGAAGAAGGAAUAAAGACUUUAGAUGAUCUAAGGAACAAUGAACAUAAAUUAAAUCAUCAUCAACGGAUUGGUUUAAAAUACUUUGACGAUUUUGAGAUGCGGAUUCCCAGAGACGAAAUGCUUAAGAUGCAGGAAAUUGUUAUUGAAAAACUAAAUAUUCUGGAUUCGGAUUACAUCGGCACAGUAUGUGGUAGCUUCAGAAGAGGUGCAGAAUCUAGUGGGGAUAUGGAUGUUCUCCUCACUCAUCCUGACUUCACCUCAGAGUCUACAAAACAGCCACGCCUCUUACACCAGGUAGUGCAGAGUCUGGAAGACUGCAAAUUUAUCACCGACACGCUAGUGAAGGGAGACGCUAAAUUCAUGGGUGUGUGCCAGCUACCAUCUGAGGGAGGCAAACAGUUCCCCUUUCGGAGACUUGAUAUAAGGCUCAUCCCCAAGGACCAGUAUUACUGCGGAGUUCUGUACUUCACUGGCAGUGAUAUCUUCAACAAGAACAUGCGUACCCAUGCUUUGGAAAAAGGAUUUACCCUGAAUGAGUACACGCUGAGGCCUCUGGGAAUCACAGGAAUAGCUGGUGAGCCCCUCCCAAUAGACAGUGAGAAGGACAUUUUUGACUACAUCCAGUAUAAAUAUCGUGAGCCAAAAGAACGGAGUGAGUGAGAAGAGAUGAUCCGUCUUCAUUACAAGCUACAGUGUUAUCCAUCCAUGGCCACGUCCAGAGGGAGCCUCACCAAGUCAUGGAUGAUCGACAGAAUAUGAGAUACUGUGUACAAUGUGUGUGUGUGUGUGUGUGUAGGUUGUGAGUGUUCUGGAUAAAUAGUAAUGUAGUAGAAACUCGGAUAAUCAAGAUGUAGCUAAACUGUUUACAUAUGAAUUUUAUUUAAAGGUCAUUUUUUUUAUUUAGAAAUUUCUCAGCAUUGCGCAUUUUGACCUGUUUUUAGUUCUAAGUGGAAAACACUUUCUGCCAAAGGAAGAUUUUUUUUUUAAGAGAUGGUGACCUUGCCCAUUGAUGCAUUUCUGGCCACUUUUUCCUCUGCCACUGCAUCAUGCAAGGUCGUCACAGGCUCCUCAUACCUGGAUGUAUUGGGGAAUUUGCAGUGUUGUGAUGGAAAAUGUUUAAUUCAGUAAGUGUAUCUGGGGCUUGAAUGGGAAAAGUGAGUCUCUUCAAAGGAUAAGGUGCAGUUUUAGCUUAAAAGAAAGUAGCCUAAUUUAUUAAGUUACAUGAGGGUGACCAAACCUCAGAUGCAGACAUCACUGUGUGUUCAUGGUAAUAUGCGUAGCGACCAGAGCCACAUUGGCUGCAUUUUUUUUUUUUAUAUAUAUAUAUUUUAAAAACCAUGGCUAGUGGUGAGGCAGAUGGUACUUAUAACGUUUGUCAGCGUAAAAAUACCACUGACCCAAACUUGCAUUUUGGAUAAUGAUUACUGAUAAAGCAGAACUGCAGGCAUAGGCAUUUUUUUUAUUUGGGGUAUGUAAACAUUAGUUGCCUCUUCUGAGGUGCAUCCCUUGUAUACAUGUCUGUAUAAUACACAGUGCUUUGUGAAAUUGCCAAGGGAAAAAGUAUAUAAACAACACUAACCCUUCUAUGUAUGAGAGCUACAGUGGCUGGAAGUAAAACAAGUUGUACUAUAAAUAAAAAAUCAAGCACAAA
Messenger RNA from Rana temporaria (common frog), 2153 nucleotides. It is a transcript of the gene POLB, whose product is annotated as DNA polymerase beta. Gene Ontology annotation, cellular component: nucleus. Lineage: Eukaryota; Metazoa; Chordata; Amphibia; Anura; Ranidae. The record is from RefSeq and is a predicted model, not a curated record. Gene Ontology annotation, biological process: double-strand break repair via nonhomologous end joining. Gene Ontology annotation, molecular function: DNA-directed DNA polymerase activity; DNA binding. The transcript is spliced from 14 exons. Bases 158 to 1162 code for a protein of 334 amino acids.